Molecule: messenger RNA, 1557 nt
Organism: Aspergillus eucalypticola CBS 122712
Lineage: Eukaryota; Fungi; Ascomycota; Eurotiomycetes; Eurotiales; Aspergillaceae
Product: Pal1 family protein
Exons: 4
Coding region: 1-1557 (518 amino acids)
Cellular component (GO): cytoplasm
Source: RefSeq, a predicted model, not a curated record
AUGUAUGCCUCUCAACAGCCUGCCACCUACGCCUACCCACCUGGCGUGACGCUGGGCCCCUCAGGCUCUCCUGUCCAACAAGCUUUCGGCCCAGCCCCUGUCAAUCUGGGCUCCAACAAUCCCUUCCGGAAUCGUGCUCUGUCGCCUUCCGCCAGCUCUUUCGCAUCCGCCAGUGGUCAAUCUGAACGCCGAGUCUCUACGAAUCCCUUUGACGACGACACCCUGUCGCCGCAGUCCGCCCCCGUGAUAGGGUCAACCAUGGUCUCCCCGGUCGAGAGACAGGACAUGACGUCGAACACACGUGAACUCUUUGAGAACCUUUCCGUAAACCCUGCUCCCCAGAACACUGGUUACAGACAAGCUCCGCCGCGCCCGGACAAGCCCGCGCCCAACGGAUACCCGACGAACCGCGGACCUCCGCCCAGGGAACGCCCCGAACGUCGCGACAAAGAUACCUUGGACAUCUUUGCCGACCCCCCGAAGACGAGCAGUGGCGGACGAUCGGGCUACAGAGAGCGGAGGCCUCGUCGCAACUCAGAGUCUUCGAUCAUGGAACGAACCCCCAAGCUUGUGGAUACCGAGGACGAGAGACGCCGUCGUGAGCGACGACGCCGGGAGCGGGAGGCUCGCCAUAGAGAUGGAAAGGACGGCAAGGAGUCGAAGGAUGGGAAGCCUCGUUCAUCCAAAAAGUCCAACUACCACAUGGACAUUAUCGAUAAACUGGACGUCACCAGUAUCUAUGGCACUGGAAUGUUCCAUCACGAUGGGCCGUUCGAUGCCUGCAAUCCUAACCGUAAUCGCAAGGGCUUGCGUACGGCGCCCAUGCAGGCGUUCCCCAAGGACUCUGCCAAUAUGGCCCUUGGAGGCGCAGGGCCAAACAAUUCCAACAUUGAUCUGAACCUGUUCCACGGAACCAUGGAUGAAGGCUACAAUGACUAUUCUACCAGCGCCGCCGUUGACCCCCGUAACAACAAGAGCGACACUGCGAACUUUGAUCCCACCACUCGCAUCGAACCUGUUCAUGGAGCGGAGAGCAUGGGUCUGGGAACUAGCACAUUUCUGGAUGGUGCCCCCGCUAGCCGGGCAGACAUUCAGCGCCGUGGAAGCGGGAACGAGAACGGUGGAGCUGGUCCCAGCGGAGGAGGCUUGCAGCGCAAGAAGAGUUUGGCCCAAAGACUCCGGGGCAUGAACAAGCCCUCGAAUCCCCGAGUGGUCUCUCCCGAGUCCUCCUACACCCCAGGUGUGCCGACUGGCUCUAGUCACAUAGGAACCAUCCGCGCCAACGAGAAGAACCCCUUCUUCCAGGAUUAUGACGAUGCUUGGGACAAGAAGGGGGCCCAAAUUAAUAUGUCCGAGGAAUCACGUGGCACCACAGGUACACGAGCCCGCUCUUCCAGCAGCCCCAAGCAGAAUACCGGUUUGGAGCGGAGGUUCACCAACGAACGUUCCAACACCGGCUUCGAUGAGGGCAAGCCCAGUGGUGGUGGCGGCGGAUUCAUCAACCGCAUGAAGAGUUUGAGAAAGCCCCGGCCUGAGCGGCGCAUCAGCAACGACUGA